Schistocerca americana (American grasshopper) is the source of this 930-nucleotide messenger RNA. Its product is annotated as unconventional myosin-Va-like. The record is from RefSeq and is a predicted model, not a curated record. The transcript has 7 exons. Lineage: Eukaryota; Metazoa; Arthropoda; Insecta; Orthoptera; Acrididae. Bases 1 to 930 code for a protein of 309 amino acids.
AUGACUAAACUUCAGCUAUCAUUCGAUGAUUGCUGUUCUAAUCAAACAUUAGAUGAUGGACCAGAACGAGAAGAAUUGCUAAAGCAGUACAAUCGGCUGCAACUUGAAGUUGACAGAUGGCGAGAGGAAUGCAUUCAGUUACACAGUAUUCUAGCAAAGCAAACUGAAGGUUUGAAGAAUGUUGCUAGUAUCAACUAUGGAAGUCAUGUACACUUAAAAAAUGAGGUUGUGGAGCUAGUACUGGCAUUUGAAGCACAGAAGAAGAUAAACAGGCAGCUGGAAGAUGAAUUGCACCAAGAGAAAAAUAAGUGGCAAGCAGAAAGAGAACAACUCCAACAAGAAAAUGAGAAACUCAGAGAGGAGAAUGAUAAUCAGCACAAGCUUUUGUCUCCAAGUUUAACCAAAAGCCCACAAACUCAAACUGAAGCUUUUAUGCAACAUGAAAUUAUAAGAGUGACUUCAGGAAAGCUGGUUCUUCAAGAAAAACUAGAUUUAGCUAAAGAGGAACUUCCACAAUGCAAGAGCAGCUUAAAAUUCCAAACUGAAGUGCUGAAGGAUCAGGGUUAUACUGAUGUGCCAAGCACAUUACAGCCCAUAAUUCAGGCUGCCCACUUGCUACAGGCUCGUAUGCUGGACGAGAAUGUUCAGGAUGUAUGCAAUAUGUGUGAUAAACUUUCAAUGUUGCAGAUAAUCAAAAUACUCAAUCUGUAUACAACCAUUGAUGAAUCUGAAGAAUGUGUUCCUGUCAGCUUUAUUCACAGAAUACAGGCCAAGCUCCUGGAUACAACUGAACCGCAGAAACAGGCCACAAUGCUGAUGGACACAAAAUUCAUGUUCCCAGUAAGAUUUCCUUUUAAUCCAUCAAAAAUCAAGCUUGAAGAUAUAGAAGUACCAGAGGUGUUGAACCUACCAAUGCUAAAGAAAGUUUAA